Molecule: messenger RNA, 4851 nt
Organism: Rhea pennata
Lineage: Eukaryota; Metazoa; Chordata; Aves; Rheiformes; Rheidae
Product: cohesin subunit SA-2-like
Exons: 33
Coding region: 220-3816 (1198 amino acids)
Biological process (GO): sister chromatid cohesion
Cellular component (GO): chromatin; nucleus; cohesin complex
Molecular function (GO): chromatin binding
Source: RefSeq, a predicted model, not a curated record
CGCCCCGCUGCUCCGACCUGCUGCUGCUGCCGCCGCCGCCGCCGCCUGCGCACGGCUGGGCGCGGGGCGUUACGCGGACGUACAGUGUUCUGCUGCCGUUUCACCCAGAAGAGCCAAGGCAGCGAAGUUGCGUCCUCAUUAUUAAUCAUGUUCUUGGUGAAGUUUCCUCAAAAGGAAACAUUAGCUUGCUGUCUGCGGCGCUGAAAUAAUGUAGUGGAAAUGAUAGCCGAGCCCAACCCAAACAGCAAUCUUCCCAAUCAAAAAGAGAAUGCUGUCCAUGAUGAGACUGUGCCUCAGUCUGCUGUGCAGAAUGGCAGCUGUUUGAGAAAUGGCAACCUGAAAACACCAAGAGAGAAACGAAGGGUCCGAGAACAGUGUGAAAAUAUAAGGAGAAAUUCCUCCAAUAGCAGAAGAGUGAGCCGUCUGCGGAAUGGAGAAGUGGUUGAGGCAGUUACAUUGUUUGAAGUGGUUAGCAUGGGGAAACGCGCCAUGCAGUCUGUAGUAGAUGACUGGGUUGAAGCUUAUAAACAAGACCGGAAUGUGGCACUUCUAGAUCUGAUCAACUUCUUUAUUCAGUGCUCAGGCUGUCAAGGCAUGGUAACAGCAGAGAUGUUUCAAAACUUACACAAGAAGGAUGUCAUGAGAAGAAUGACAGAGACUUUUGAUGAGGAAACUGGGUUGCAGUACAAGAAAUUCAUGGCUUAUCCUUGGAUUUUGACAGUUACUUGGCCAGUGGACAUGGACAAUGAAGACUACCCACUCAUCAGAACAGGACCCUACUGGAAAAAGUUCAAAGCCAAUUUCUGUGAAUUCAUUGCAGUGCUUGUCCAGCAGUGCCAGUGCAGCAUCCUGUAUGAUAGCUACUUGAUGGAUACCAUCAUCUCGCUGCUUACAGGCUUAGCAGACUCCAUGGUCAGAGCAUUUAGGCACACAAGCACUUUGGCAGCAAUGAAGCUUCUGACAGCAGUUGUAAGCGUACAUCUGAACCUUGAUGUCAACAAGCAUAACGCUCAAAGAUUAUAUGAGGUGGAGAAGAACAGGAUAAGUGGCAAAAGGACCAGUUACAGACUUGACCAACUGCAGAGAAGAAGAAAAGAGGUUAGGCAGUAUGAGCAGAAGCUUCUGGAGAUACAGAACAUGAUGAAUGCUAUUUUCAAAGGGACAUUUCUAAACCGUUACCGUGAUGUGAUCCCUGAGAUCCGGGCUACUUGCAUUGAAGAAAUUGGCAGCUGGAUGAAAACAUACCCAGAUGCCUUUUUAAAUGAUAGUUACUUAAAAUAUAUUGGCUGGAUGCUGUAUGAUAAGCAAGCUGAAGUACGGUUGAAGUGUCUUCUGGGACUACAGGGAAUUUAUAGCAGAAAAGAACUUGUUUCCAGGAUGGAUCUCUUUACUAGCAGAUUCAAGGAUCGAAUUGUGUCCAUGCCUCUGGACAAGGACCAUGAAGUAGCAGUUCAAGCCAUGAAACUCUUGAUGCUUGUGUCACAAAACUGUGAGGAUGUGUUAUCAGCUGAAGACUGUGAAACCUUAUACCAGUUUGUUUAUACCACACACCGUCCGCUUGCAGUAGCAGCUGGGGAAUUCCUUUAUAAAAGGCUGCUUAGUCAUGAGGGAAAUGAAGCUCUGCUCAGAAGAGAAGAGAAGUUUGGGGCGAGUGCUGACCAGUUGAAAACAUUAAUACGUUUUUUUCUGGAGAGCGAGCUACACAAACAUGUCGCAUACCUCGUAGAUAGCUUGUGGGACUGGGCAGGCAAAUUCCUGAAGGACUGGGAGUGCAUGACUACUCUUCUAUUAAAAAAUACGGAAGAAGAUGGAGAAGCAUUGAGUGAUGCCCAUGAAAGUGCUCUCAUUGAAAUUAUCCUUGCAACUGUUAGAGAAGCAGCUGAAGGUCAUCCUCCAGUGGGCAGAGGUGCAGCCAAAAAAAUUCUGUCAGUAAAAGAAAAGAAAGUACAAUUGGAAGAUUGUACUAAAAUUACUGAACACUUUAUUAUGGUGCUUCCUCAGCUAUUGGCAAAGUAUUCAGCAGAUGCAGAAAAAGUGACAAAUCUUCUGCAGAUUCCUCAGUAUUAUGAUUUAGAUGUUUACAGUACAGGUCAUCUAGAGAAGCAUUUGGAUGCUUUGCUAAGAGAGGUAAAAGACAUUGUGGCCAAACACUCUGAUAUGUCUGUCCUUGAGGCCUCCUCCAGGACUUAUUACAUUCUCUGCAGUGAAGAAAUUGCUAUCUACAGCCAAGUGGAUUGUGCCCGAACUCAACUGAUAGAUGAGUUGGUGGAGCACCUUAACCAGCUACUAAACAGCUUCUGGCAAAAGGAAGAAGGUUUUGGUGUGGAUGCAGGAGAAAUUUCCUGGAUACACUCUGCUUUGAGAAGAAUAGCGGCUUUUCAUAAUGCCCAUGAUCUCACCAGGUGGAAUCUAUAUGACAAGAUUUUAAGGUUGCUGGUGUUUGAAAUGGAACAAGGGGGUUUGUCUGUUCAGAUGAUCCUGCCAGCUCUCCAGUGCACAUACUUUUCUCUCCUGUGGCAACUAGCUGCAGUUGUGGAAAAUUCUCCCAAGGAGACUCUUCUGGCAUUAAGAAGAGAGCUGAGGCGUUUCUGUCAGAUUUGCAUGUCCUUUCUCCACCAUAAGGAAAAAGAUGUAAGAGAAAAGGCCUUCAUGAUACUCUGUGACUGGUUGCUGAUUUUGAGUCACCGAGAAUCAAAUAAUAAUGAAGCAGCAGGACUUCUAGAUUAUCUUCCCAGUACAUCGCUUCAGGAAAAACUGCUUUUGUUUAUCCAGGAACAUGUUUUCAUGGAGGAGGAAGAGGAAAGCAAAGACCUGACAGAAGAGGAGGAGAGAAAGGAUGAAAACUGCAAACUAAAUGACUUGCACAAAAAGCGGAGUCUUCUUGCAGCAUAUUGCAAGCUGAUAGUGUAUAAUGUGGUGGAGAUGACUGCAGCUGCUGAGAUAUAUAAGCAUUAUAUGAAGACCUACAAUGAUUUUGGAGAUAUAAUUAGAGAAACACUAAGCAGGACGAGGCAUAAUAACAAAAUUCAGAGUGCCAAGACACUGAUUCUCUGUCUGCAGCAGCUGUUUCAGACACAUGUAGAAAGCCAUGACAACAGCAGUGGUAUGGACUUGUCCUCUGCUUCCUUCACAAAUAUGAAAGAACUUGCUCGUCGUUUUUCACUAACAUUUGGCUGGGACCAGGUGAAAUGUAGAGAAUCUGUAGCCAUGAUACACAAGGAAGGAAUUGAAUUUGCCUUUCAAGGAGCUACUGGAAUGGAUGGAAAAUGCCUGCCUCCUAAAUUAAGCUUUCUGUUAAUCAUCAGUGAAUUUUCCAACAAGCUGCUAAAGCCUGACAAAAAGCUAGUGUACACUUACUUACAGAGGUAUGUAGCAGAACCACUGUCUUGCAGAGGAGACGAAUGGCAGCCUUUGGUUUGGUACAGGAACUCUUUAUUGGCAAAUGAAGAUGAGGAGAGCUCUGUCCUCAGCAGUUUAGGAGAGUGGUCCCCCGUGGGCACAUCUAAGACAUCUUCUUUUAAAAGGAAAUUGUCUAAUGGGUCUUUGCCUGAAACCAGCCACACUGGAGCAGCAAGGAAAAAUUCAGACUUCCAGCAUGCUUCCCAGCUUGCCUCUGCAGCAGGGAAAAGCAGAAAGAAGCUGAAAUCUCGAGAGAUGCACUUGCAGGAACAUUUGCCAUUCCUUUGUCCACCAGGAUUGCAGAGAAGAUACAGCCAAGAUGAGAUCAAGACAGAAGAUGUCUCAGUAAAGGAUCAAGCAGAAGACACAAGUGAAGAUGUUGAUAUUGAUGUGGUUGGUGCGGACCAGGACAGCUGAGAAGAAGGCGACAGGAGAAAUGGAAGUUAAGAACGUGGUAUCGCUUCUUUCUGGAAACUGUUUAACUGAAAACUUGGUUGUGACAGCAUCAACCAAGGGAGUGAGACAGUUCUCUUUUGGUAUCUAAAGCCUAGCCAGCAAGUAGCAGAUAGAUAUUAAGUCAAAUUGCCCUGUGUGGGCACCCACCCAGAACUAGUUAUUAGCACUGUGGUUGACUUCUCCACAUUGCUGUUCAUUGGUUUGACUGGUGGUGUGCUUCCAAGGUUGUGGAAGUUCUGGACAUAUUACUAACUAAACUGUGUCAUCCUAGUGCUCUGUACUGUCUUGGAAAAAGGCCUGAACUAAGAACUGGAAGCAGGGUAGUUCAGAAAUCCUAGCUCAAAGAGUCUGUAAACUAGAUGAGAGAGACUUGCUCCUAUCAGACCUGGGCCACUGUUCUGCUGGAUGCACUCUUUGCCAUUUGAGAUAACCAAGGUGCAUAUGUACUUCUUUGUACCUGGUCAUGGGGAAGGAAAGGGCCUUGCCUAGAUGUGACCACUGGGUGACCACAUCACUUGCUGGGUGAUGUGAAUUGACUCAGCUGUACUGUUUCCUGCUUGUUAAAUGGAAAAGCUGGAUCAAAUCUUAAAAUAUUUCUGAUCCUUGAUGCUUAUAGAGUUGUAGUUCUAUACUGGGAAUCAGGGUAUACUCCAGGGAAACUUGCAUUGUGACUUGUAGUUAAAAAAAAUGAAAAAAAGAAAAGACCAGCUAGGUAUUUUUCUCUGGCAGAAAUCCUUCACAAAGUGAUAAUGCAUUGGAAAACAAAGCUUGAAAAUAUUAUGUAAAUAGAUUGUAAAAAAAAAAAAAAAAAAAAAAAAAAAAAAAAAGCGAGAGAGAGAGAGUCAGUAGGCUGGUCAGAUUCUGGCUGCUUUUACUGACUGCUGACCCUUUGUUACUGCUAACUAGAAUUGUAUGCUGCAUUAAUUCUAGCAUCAGUUUUAUUUUUUUAUUCUGUUUUGGAUUGUAACUGUACAAAAUAAACCACAUACAUAACCA